This is a messenger RNA of Poeciliopsis prolifica (blackstripe livebearer), 3462 nucleotides long. It is a transcript of the gene sh3rf2, whose product is annotated as SH3 domain containing ring finger 2. The record is from RefSeq and is a predicted model, not a curated record. Lineage: Eukaryota; Metazoa; Chordata; Actinopteri; Cyprinodontiformes; Poeciliidae. Gene Ontology annotation, molecular function: ubiquitin protein ligase activity; protein binding. Gene Ontology annotation, biological process: positive regulation of JNK cascade; protein ubiquitination; positive regulation of proteasomal ubiquitin-dependent protein catabolic process.
CUCCCCUUCCCUUCUCUUCCUCCCCGGGGCAGAGAGCCGCACCGCCGCCUCCUCCUCCUGCUCCUCCUGCGGCUUCACACAUGGCGGCCGCCGCGAAAAACUAUACGCCGUUUUUAAAAGCGGAGUUAAGUGGGGAGGUGAUGGUGGUGGUGUGGUGGGGGGGAGUCACCGUGACAGGCCGUAGAUGAGCGCCAUGGUGGAUUACAGUGUUUCAAAUGGACCUGGAUCCCUGUUCUCAUCUGAGCCAGAGGACGUGGCUCUGAUAUCCCUCCUGGAAUGCCCCUUGUGUUUUGAGCAGCUGGACGCUUCUGCCAAGGUGCUGCCCUGCCAGCACACCUUCUGCCUGUACUGCCUGCAGAGGCAUGGGGUGGCCCAGUCCCAGCUGUUCUGCCCCGAGUGCGGAGCUCCUGUCCCUGUCAGGACGGUGGAGGAGCUGCCGGAAAACCUGCUGCUGGUCCGGCUCCUGGAGGGGCUUCAGGGGCUCUCUGGUGCUGGGAAAAGCCCAAACAGGGUCCGGUAUGCACUGCCAGUAGAUAAGGGCAGCUUGGAGGAUCAGCAGCAGGAGGGUCAACGCAGAGAGAGGCAAGGAUGCGGUGAGGCGGCCUUCAGAUCGUCAGCAAACAACCACCGGGCUGACGUGCCGGGGGAGCUGGUCUUCACACCUGCUGGCAGUGUCCCUCCCAGCCAUAAAGCAGAGGACAAGCGGUACUAUGAAAACAUCAGCGACAGCAGCAGAGCGUCUCUCGGCGCGUUGCAGGCGGGCAGCCAGACGCCUCAGCUGCAGCCCCCGCAGCAGGCCCCGCCGCAGGCUCUCUGCAGGGCGCUCUGUGACUUCAACCCAGAAGAGAUGGAUGUGGAAGACAGCAAAUAUUAUCUCAGCUUCCUCAAGGGAGACAUCCUGACAGCCAUCAGGCGAGUGGAUGAGCACUGGAUCGAGGCAAAGCUGGGGGAGAAAGUUGGGAUUUGUCCCAGACAGUUUGUAGAGCCAAACUCUGCAGCAGCCAAGCUGCUUAAAGGAAAGGGCCGGAGCGGGAGUGACUCAGCAGAACCUCACCAUCAGUCCGGCAGCGGGGGCAAAGACAAGGCCGCUGACGCAUUCAGCCGCUCUGCCCAUUACGGAGUCCCUCAGGUCCAAACCAAGACGCCCGUCAUCAAUGCUUUUCGGAAGCAGCCCACAGCCAGCUCCUUCCAGUCGGCCGCCAACAUCAGCUUCAUCCCUCAGGGUCAGCCGCAGCACUUCUCGGUGCCCUCCGCAGCGCGAAGCCAGUCCCACCCUCGCAGAGUGAACUCUCGGCGAAACAGCCGGCGCUCUGACUCCCACAGACACCUGUUACAGAGUGAGAAGAAAAUGACCAGCGAGACCCCGUCCACAAUCUCCAUGGCUCUGAUGAACCCCCAAACGGCCUCCUCCUCUGCAGACGGCAGAAACUCCUCCACGCAGCAGCUCUCGAUCAGCGUGUGCGCUGUCCUGUACUCCUACAAACCUCGACGACCGGAGGAACUGGAGCUGAGGAAAGGAGAGAUGGUGGGCGUGUACGGGAAGUUCAAAGAUGGCUGGCUGCGUGGGCUGUCGCUCCGAACGGGGAAAGUGGGCAUUCUUCCUAGCAACUACAUCACCCCUGUGCUCAGAACCUCAGCCAGACUUUUGGAGACCAAAGCAGCUAACACAUCCUCGCAUUACAACACAUUAUCUGGGAAGAAACCCACCGCUGCAAAAAAUCCCACUGUGGUCCUUGCUCUCGACAAGGUGGGCGGUGAUGGAACGAAAUUCUCAACAGGACAGGUGUCGGCUGUGCCAAAUGGAGCACAGCAUGCCGCGUCCUCCAGUGGAGCUGCUAAGCCAUCCUUUUAUGGGACGUCUCAAGGUUGGGACACUGUGAGACGUGUUUUCAACCCCAGAGGUCACAGUUGUAAAACAAAAAUGCACUCUUUACAUUUUAUUUCAGCCUCAACCGUCCCUCAUGUGUCCUCCUAUAACAUCCCGUCCAACUCGCAACCUUUCGCACAAGUUCAGGCGUCGGGCUACUCACCUGCUCUGCAGAGAAAGAGAAAUGGCAGCUUCCCAUUCUCCAACUCCAAACCUUAUGGCUGGAUGACUGAGCCAGCAGCGCUCUCUGCUGGUGCGGUCAUGAAGGACAGGGACUGUGGUGCCUCACACGAAUCAGUAUUUCGGCACCACAGGCAGCCUGCUGCAAAUGCACCUCAGUCGAUUCUAGUCAGACAAGACGCACAGAAAAACAGCCUAGACAAGCCUCCAAAAUCAGUUCGGUUCCUGACGGAUGAAGAGUCUCCUCCUCCAAGACAUCGGACCUCCUCCUGGUCAUCUGGGUCUCAGGUUCACCCAAACUGUCGUCCUGGGCCCCUGCCGUUAGAAGUGUGGGCCCCUUCUCUCACCAUGGGGAGAGACGGACCGGGGAUCCUUCUCAAAGACGGGAAAGGUCCAGUUCUUAGGAAGGGCUUUGAAACGGCCAUUUCUGAUCCAAAUUCUAACCCGCAGAAACCAUUCCACUCACAGCCGUCGCUGUCAGCCUUGUCGGCUCAGUUCAGCCCCGUCAGGCACAGAAUGACCACAACACAUUUAGCCCAGACAGACUCAGAGCUCAGUCUGCUGCAAGGAGAGGUGGUCCUCGUCCACAGACCUCGGCCUGACGGACGGGUCCUCCUUACGCAGGAGAGCAGCGGACAAACAGGCAUUUUCCACAACACUAUUCUCCAAGCCCUUGAGAGGCUUAGCUGACUGUGUAUUACUGCUAAAUUAAUGGUCACUUCUAUUAGGGAUGCACCGAUUGCAGUUUUCUUGCCGAUUAUAUUUAAAACAUCCGAUUUUGGCCUGAUAUGUUGCUAAAUAUAGCAUGAAAGUCGCAGAGCUGGCAACAGUGGGGUGACUACUGUUUACUGCAAAUGUGCAGACAUGACCUGGUGGGCAAGUUUCUCAGUCAAACCUCUCUGACAGCAGAGCAGGAGUGGCUGAUUUUUAAAUACUUGCUGACGUAGAUAAGAUAGGUGGACAAGAUGUGUUUCACAUGUAAGUAUCAGUCAAUCACCAAUCUCCCAAAAUUAAGGAAAUCAGCCCAGAUAAAUCGGCUGGCCGUUAAAUUGGUGCACCCCUAAUUUCUCUCUUAUUUGUUUGAACUGCCAAAUAACUGAACAAAACAAGUGUUUAUGUCCAAAAAACGAUCCUGCCACACAACAGUCAAAUAACAGGUUUGUACUUUGGACCUGAGUGGAUGUGAGAGCGUGGGUAAAGUCUUCAGAGAUGUAUUUUGCGUCCUGUAAUGUGUGCGCAUGUUUGUAACACGUGAUAUUAUUCAAAUUUUGCACUAAAACCCACUUCAGGUUCCUUGCUUCAUCUGUUACACAAUGGUGAGUGCCUUUGUCAAAACCCACCAAGAAAACAUAUUUGUACAUAUUUAGAGAGAUUAGGUAAAUUAUCUGUACUGCUUUUGUGUUAAUAAAGUAUAG